AUGGGAUCUUGGAGACCGAAACUGCCUGGGUUUGGCGAGGGCUCACAGGCUGCUGAGCCCGGUGGUGGUGGGAGAGGUCCUGGAAGAGGUUUCCGUGGCCGCGGUGGCUCCUACCAUCAACAACUCCCACAAGGGGGUCGUGGAACUGGCUACUACCAGCAUGGACAGGGUUCCAUGUUACAACCUCGCGGAGGGAUGAUGUCGCAGAGGUGGCAGCCUGCUGGCCCUGCUGAAGGAUAUCUGGGCCAAGGUCAGGCUUACAGGGAAGUGCAGCCACCACACUACUAUGGUGGUGGUAGAGGUGGACGUGGGGCAGGCCCGUCCGCCAUAGCUCCCGAGCUGCGCCAAGCAAUGGAAACUUCACAUGAACCUGAUAACAUCUCACCAGAAACAGGCUCUCCGGAUCUGUCACCAAGAGCUUCUACUGUAGAAGUUACGGAUCAGCUGAAAGAUUUGUCUGUACAAGACGAAUCAAACAUGUGCCAAGACAUUGUGCAAGCAUUUCCAGUGUCCAGCAAUGCAUAUAAGUUUCCUCACCGCCCAGGAAGUGGAAGUAUUGGCACCAGGUGUUUGGUGAAGGCAAAUCACUUCUUUGCUGAAUUACCUGACAAGGAUCUUCAUCAGUAUGAUGUUUCAAUCACCCCGGAAGUUACAUCGCGAAUUGUGAACCGCUCUGUCAUGGAAGAGCUGGUGAAGCUACACAAGAUGUCAUACUUGGGAGGGCGUCUUCCAGCCUAUGAUGGUAGAAAAAGCCUAUACACGGCUGGUCCACUGCCAUUCACUUCAAAAGAAUUUCACAUCACUCUACUUGAGGAAGAUGAUGGUUCUGGAGUCGAGAGGCGUAAGAAAACAUACAAGGUGGUGAUUAAAUUUGCUGCAAGGGCUGAUCUCCGUCGUCUGGACCAAUUUUUAGCUGGAAGGCAGGCAGAGGCUCCUCAAGAAGCCUUGCAAGUUCUUGAUAUUGUUCUGCGGGAGCUGCCAACAACAAGAUAUGCAAUAUUUGGGCGAUCAUUUUUCUCUCCUGACCUGGGGAGGAGGCGGUCCCUUGGUGAGGGAAUAGAAUGCUGGCGUGGGUUUUACCAGAGCAUUCGGCCUACUCAAAUGGGCCUGUCAUUGAAUAUUGAUAUGUCGGCAACAGCUUUCUUUGAGCCAUUACCUGUGAUAGAUUUUGUUGCACAGCUUUUAAACACCGACAUCCACUCAAGGCCUCUCUCAGACGCUGAACGUGUCAAGAUAAAGAAGGCCUUAAGAGGAGUGAAGGUGGAAGUUACCCACCGUGGUAACAUGCGACGGAAGUAUCGAAUAGCUGGUUUAACAUCUCUGGCAACUCGGGAGUUAACUUUUCCUGUUGAUCAAGGCGGCACAUUGAAGUCGGUUGUACAAUAUUUUCAAGAGACCUAUGGCUUUGCCAUCCAGCACACCUACCUGCCCUGUCUGCAAGUUGGCAAUCAGCAGCACCCAAAUUACCUUCCAAUGGAGGUCUGCAAAAUAGUAGAGGGACAGAGGUACUCUAAGAGAUUAAACCAGGGUCAGAUAAGAGCUCUUUUAGAGGAGACAUGCCAGCGCCCACAUGAUCGGGAGCGUGACAUUAUUCAGAUGGUGAAUCAUAACUCUUACCAUGAGGAUCCUUAUGCUAAAGAGUUUGGCAUUAAGAUCAGUGAGCGUUUGGCUUCAAUUGAGGCACGGAUUUUACCUGCUCCUCGGCUAAAGUAUAAUGAAACUGGCAGAGAGAAGGACUGCUUGCCUAGAGUUGGGCAGUGGAAUAUGAUGAACAAGAAAAUGGUAAAUGGUGGUAGAGUGAGGAGCUGGAUCUGUGUCAAUUUUGCUCGAAACGUGCAAGAGAGCGUUGCUGUUGGAUUCUGUCGUGAACUUGCUCGCAUGUGCCAAGCCUCGGGAAUGGACUUUGCCUUGGAGACUGUUCUUCCGCCUAUAUAUGCACAUCCUGAUAAAGUGGAGAGAGCUCUGAAAGCCAGGUUCCAUGAUGCAAUGAACAUGCUCGGACCACAGCGCAGAGAACUCGAUUUGCUUAUUGGAAUACUUCCUGAUAACAACGGUUCUCUUUAUGGUGAUUUGAAGCGUAUCUGUGAAAUUGACCUUGGAUUAGUUUCACAGUGCUGCUGUGCAAAGCAAGUUUUUAAGAUGAACAAACAGAUACUGGCAAAUCUCGCUCUGAAGAUAAAUGUCAAGGUUGGAGGAAGGAACACAGUGCUGGCUGAUGCAGUGUCAAGACGCAUUCCUUUGGUGACUGACAGGCCUACCAUCAUAUUUGGUGCUGAUGUGACCCAUCCUCAUCCUGGUGAAGAUAGCAGCCCUUCCAUUGCUGCUGUUGUGGCUUCCCAAGAUUGGCCUGAGGUGACAAAGUAUGCUGGUUUAGUUUCUGCUCAAUCUCAUAGGCAAGAGUUAAUAGAGGAUCUGUAUAAGGUCACACAUGAUCCUCAGAAAGGAACCAUUUGUGGUGGCAUGAUCAGGGAGCUUCUUAUAUCCUUCAAAAGAUCAACUGGUCAAAAGCCUCAGAGGAUACUAUUCUACAGGGAUGGUGUGAGUGAAGGGCAGUUCUACCAAGUUCUACUGCAUGAACUGGAUGCAAUCCGAAAGGCGUGUGCAUCGCUGGAAGCAAAUUACCAACCACAGGUGACUUUCAUCGUGGUCCAGAAACGGCACCACACGAGGUUGUUCGCACACAACCACAAUGAUCAGAAUUCAGUCGACAGGAGUGGGAACAUACUUCCUGGUACUGUUGUGGACUCGAAGAUCUGCCACCCCACAGAGUUUGACUUCUUCCUGUGCAGCCAUGCUGGCAUCAAGGGCACGAGCCGUCCUGCUCACUACCAUGUCUUAUGGGAUGAAAACAACUUCACAGCUGAUGCAUUGCAGACCCUUACCAACAACCUUUGCUACACUUACGCGAGGUGCACACGUUCUGUAUCCAUUGUCCCACCAGCCUACUACGCUCAUCUGGCUGCAUUCCGCGCCCGGUUCUACAUGGAGCCUGACAGCUCAGACAGUGGAUCACUGGCGAGUGGCGCCCGUGGAGGCGGAGCGCCGUCCAACUCGUCGACAUCCCGCAGUACCCGUGCCGCCAACGCCGGAGUUGUUAGGCCCCUUCCCGCGCUCAAGGACAGUGUCAAGAACGUCAUGUUCUACUGCUGA
This is a messenger RNA of Miscanthus lutarioriparius, 3150 nucleotides long. NCBI's taxonomy places the organism in Eukaryota, Viridiplantae, Streptophyta, Magnoliopsida, Poales, Poaceae. The record is from the annotation of a GenBank genome assembly.